Haemonchus placei is the source of this 255-nucleotide messenger RNA. The record is from the annotation of a GenBank genome assembly. NCBI's taxonomy places the organism in Eukaryota, Metazoa, Nematoda, Chromadorea, Rhabditida, Trichostrongylidae.
AUGCUCCACGUGAACCAUUCACGUGAGCACCACUGGGUUGCACUAGGAGGAAAACCACCUUUGGAGCCUAAAACAGAUCUUAUGAGAAAGUAUUCCUUUGCGGACGUGGAGGACAUCCAGGUAGAGAAGUGACAGGAGAUCCUGGCCUAAUGGGAGCUCUGGCUGCUCUUCGUGGCUGGUCAUCGGGAACAGAUGAGUCUGGGUUCUCGGUAUGUCGUGAGGAGUGUUGAUCAAUGUGGAAGCCGACUUCUAUAG